Molecule: messenger RNA, 3928 nt
Organism: Pogoniulus pusillus (Red-fronted tinkerbird)
Lineage: Eukaryota; Metazoa; Chordata; Aves; Piciformes; Lybiidae
Gene: MAPK14
Product: mitogen-activated protein kinase 14
Exons: 12
Coding region: 609-1691 (360 amino acids)
Biological process (GO): p38MAPK cascade; protein phosphorylation
Cellular component (GO): nucleus; cytoplasm
Molecular function (GO): MAP kinase activity; ATP binding
Source: RefSeq, a predicted model, not a curated record
GGCUCUCGCGAGAGCUGCCGUGAGCAGCGGCAGCAGUCGGUGUCGCGGCCGCCGGGGGUGUGUCGGGGCGCUCCUUCCCCGGGCAGGACGGGAGGCGUCGCCUGCGCUGUGCUGUGCUGCCUGCACCAGGGGAGGUCCCCGGCCCUCAGCCCCUCGCCGCCCCGCCCGCUGCCGCCUGGCCGAGCCCCACCGUCCCUUCACCUCGCCUCAACCUCCGGGGGCUGUCCCGACCCUCGCCAACAAGGGGGUGUACGGAGGGCACCCGGAGAGGGACUGAGGGAGCCGGGAGGGAAGCAGGGAAGGGAGGGGCAAAGGCGGUGACAGGACCCGCAGCGCCCCGCUGACCCCGCGGCCGCCCCUGAGGUGAGGGGAAGGCGGGAGCGGGGAACGCCAGCGGUAGCGGCAGCCAAGGGGCGGCGGCAGGAGGGGAGGGCGUUGCUGCUGCAGGGCCGCCCCCGCUCGCCUGAGAAGCGAGGCGGGGAGAGGAGGAGGAGGAAGGAAGGAAGAAGCCGCUGCUGGAGAAGGUGGUGGCGGCGGUGGUAGUGCUGCAGCCCCGGGCAGAGCCUCCCCCUCCCGCCGGGCCGGGCGGGGCGGGCUCCGGAGCAGAAAUGUCUCAGGAGCGGCCCAAGUUCUACCGGCAAGAGCUGAACAAGACCGUGUGGGAGGUGCCCGAGCGUUACCAGAACCUCUCCCCAGUCGGCUCCGGGGCCUACGGCUCCGUCUGUUCUGCCUUUGACACCAAAACUGAGCUGCGUGUGGCUGUUAAGAAGCUGUCUCGACCAUUUCAGUCCAUCAUCCACGCCAAGAGGACCUACCGAGAGCUGCGGCUGCUGAAGCACAUGAAACAUGAAAAUGUGAUUGGCUUGCUGGAUGUGUUCACCCCUGCCAAGUCACUAGAAGAAUUCAAUGAUGUGUACUUGGUGACACACCUUAUGGGAGCAGAUCUCAACAACAUUGUGAAAUGCCAGAAACUCACUGAUGACCACGUGCAGUUCCUCAUCUACCAGAUCCUUCGGGGGCUCAAGUACAUCCAUUCAGCUGACAUAAUACACAGGGAUUUAAAGCCCAGUAACCUAGCUGUAAAUGAAGACUGUGAGCUGAAGAUCCUGGACUUCGGGCUGGCACGGCACACGGACGACGAGAUGACAGGGUAUGUGGCGACCCGCUGGUACAGGGCGCCCGAGAUCAUGCUGAACUGGAUGCACUACAACCAGACAGUUGAUAUUUGGUCGGUGGGCUGCAUUAUGGCUGAGCUGUUGACUGGAAGAACAUUGUUCCCUGGUACAGACCAUAUUGAUCAGUUGAAGCUCAUUUUGAGACUCGUUGGAACCCCAGGGCCUGAGCUUUUGAAGAAAAUCUCCUCAGAGUCUGCAAGAAACUACAUCCAGUCCCUGUCUUACAUGCCGAAAAUGAACUUUGAGAACGUGUUCCUUGGUGCCAAUCCCCUAGCUGUGGACUUGCUAGAGAAGAUGUUGGUGCUGGACACGGACAAGCGAAUCACGGCAGCAGAAGCGCUGGCUCACGCCUACUUUGCUCAGUAUCAUGACCCAGAUGAUGAACCAGUGGCAGACCCCUAUGACCAGUCCUUUGAAAGCAGAGAGCUGGAGAUUGAAGAAUGGAAAAGCCUGACUUACGAUGAGGUGAUCAGCUUCGUGCCGCCGCCGCUUGACCAAGAGGAGAUGGAGUCCUGAGGAGCUGCUCUCUUCUGCUCGUCCCACGUCACUGUGAGGGGAAGGCCUUUUCCUAGGAACUCUCCGCCUAUCGUUCAAGUGCCUCGUCACAAUAUUCUCCUUGGUGGAGGGGUUUUGUGUGUGUUGAAUGGGGGAGGGAGGGGGGAGGGGAGAAAAGCCGACUCUGUGUAAACGUGCUGCAUGCUCUCGUGUUCAGUGUACAGCCUGGGGCAAGCCCCUGAGGACCUGCUCUGGCCUCUCCUCUGGCCUUGCGCUGCUGGGGCGAGGCAGGGAAGCUGAUGCUGAAAGUUUGGUUACAAUUGUUGCCAUUUUGUCAAUUCAUCUACAAAUAAGUAACCUCAUGGUCAUGGAAGUUGUUUUCUAGGUGUAGAGAGUUCUCUGUUCAAGACUGAAGGUGGGGGUGAGGGAUGUCCUUGUUCAGUGCCAGGGGACUGAUGUGUGCCCAGACAUUCCUGGUACAACAGGGUACAGGCCUUCUAAUGUCUGAUUCCUGGAACAUGGAAAGGUUUGGUUUGAAACUGUAAAUAUGUUUGUGCCUUAAUGAAUGGGGAGAGAGGGGAUGGAAGACUGGAGUGGAAAUGUGACCCACUGCUUUUUAGGGUGUGAAAGCUCCCAGAUAGCCAGGCAUGAACUCCAUGUAGUCAGGAAGUAACUUCCAGAGGCAACAGCUUCUAUCCCUGGGUUGGGUAUUCCUGUAUUUACCCUCUUGUUGUGAGGCUUCCCAGCAUUAGCUCCCAGGAAACAGAGGCUGGAGUCGAUUCUUGCUAGCCACACGUUUGUGUCUGUUCUCUAGGAGGUGAGGUGUUUUUGCAUGUCGUAGCUGUGCCUGCAUGUGGAGCUGCUUGACCUUUGUCCUUCCCCUCUUGGGGACGGCGCUGGGACAGUUACACCAUCAGUGAAGUGUUCCACUGAGUACCUCAGCCAGCGCCGUGAAAUCACAGCCUCCCUCUCGUGCUGCAGCUCAUGGUGAAAUCCAGGCUGCUCCAGAGGCUUCAGCAAGGGCAACAUAAAACAACAAUGCACAGAAACAUGCACCUUGGGCUCUGACCUUCUGGUUUCAGAGGAGGAGAGCUUGGGGUGAGGGAAGUUCUUAUGAGAUCAGAUGUAAAGGAUGAUCUUCAAAGACAAAACCAGAGCAGACUGGGCCAGGACUUAAGUUAUUUCCUGAAAUGAAUUUUUAUAGAAGCCUUGGAAUCCAAAGCAAAAAACCUCAGCAUGCAUAAAGCCACACUCCCCUGUCGCUGUCUAUAGCUAUAAAUAGAAAUAUUUAUAUAUAUAUAAACCCCUAACAUUUACUAGAGGCUUGGGGUUUUUUUACCCUCCCAGAGAAGAGUUUCUGGGCUGGUCUUUCGCAAGUUGAUCUCUGCCUGAGAAAGGAGUAUGUUUGUGUGCAGGCAGGGCUCAGAUCUUCUGGGUUUUACAGAACUCUGCCCAGAGUGAGAUGCUGGCAGGAGGGAGGCUUCUCAGCAUGUUUGUGGCCUAGAGCUGGAUCUGAGGAGCUCCAGAGCCCCAUUUAGGGUUUGUGGAGGAGAUGUUUUAGGCGUGAUUUGCAGGCACCCUCUGUGGAACACACAGCUGUGUGUAAGGAGAAAAGCUCAGGCAGUGGUCUGGUUUUUGUCACCCAUGGGAUGGAGUGGAGCCAUUUGUGGUGGUUUUGCCCUGUUUGAAGAGGGAACACAGAGGGCCAGGACGUGGAUGACAAAGCCAUGGAUGACUCCUAGGCUACUUCCCAGUGAUCUCUGCAGGUCCAGUGCUUGCUAAAGGGUCUGGGGGUGAGGUGGAGCAAGCAGGUAGUUCAUGCUCUGCUGCCAAACUCCCCUCAGCCCCACACAACCCUCCCUUUCCUGCUGGACCAGCAGUCCAGGCAUCCGAAUGGAAGUGUAGAUAAUAAACUGUAAACCUCCAGCCAGAUUAUUUUUCUCAGCCAGUUUGUGUAGAUGCUACAGUUGUGAUUCCCUGCAGAAAUACUGCUCGAGAUUUUUAACAGUGUAGAUGUUGUGUGUGUGUGUGUGUGUGUGAGAGAGAGAGAGAGUGGGAAUGUCCCUCUGGAGCCCGAGCCGGAGCGGGAGCCCUCGUGGCAGGCACUCCCCACCCGCGGUCUGACGCUGCCCACGCCGGAGGAUGCGCUGCGGAGAGCUGCGGUUUGGUUUCUCCCCAUGAACUUUGCUGUCGUUGGUUCUGCCAGAUGAGAUGUCACAAUACCACUGGUUACAAAUAAAAACUAUUUUUCAGAUGUA